Molecule: messenger RNA, 1216 nt
Organism: Periconia digitata
Lineage: Eukaryota; Fungi; Ascomycota; Dothideomycetes; Pleosporales; Periconiaceae
Source: the annotation of a GenBank genome assembly
UUUCGCCAUUUCACCCAAUAUGUAUACCAAAACAUUUACCAUAUUGAUGGCAGCGGCCAUAAGCAGCACCACUUUUGCGCAAGAUGUAGCUCCUCCAUUUGCAAACACCUCCGCGACCCCAGUUCACUUCGGUAUUCUACUCCACUCUGCAAUCCAACCAAUCGACCUAUUCGGCCCUCUCGAUGUGCUCACCGGUCUGGUAAUGUCAUAUCGAAACGUCAGCCGAUUUGAACUCUCCGUCCUCUCGGUCAACAGCACACCAGCAGCUACCGGUAGUCGGAUGGGGGGUCUGGACUUCGAAUUUGCAUUGCCACCCAGCAUCACACUGGCCCAGUACCGCGAACUCGCCGCGAGCAACUUCACCACAGACCUUGACGAGCCCGCAACAUGCCCAGACAAGGCGAAGAUCAGAAACAAGGGCCCAAUCGACGUGCUCCUCGUCCCCGGUGGCGGCGGUACCCGUGCCGACGUCUCCAACGAAAUCGACUUCGUCAAGGAGAUCUACCCUAAGCUGAGAGACAUCAUCAGCGUGUGCACUGGCUCCACGAUCCUGGCCCGUGCCGGUGUCCUCGACAACAAGAAAGCAACGACGAACAAGAAAGCGUGGGCGUGGGCUACUACUUUUGGCACAAAUGUCGACUACCAGACCCACGCUCGCUGGGUACAAGAUGGUAAUGUGUGGACUGGAAGCGGAGUCAGUGCUGCUUCUGAUACCGCGUAUGCUUAUGUUGCGCAUGUGUUUGGAGACCAGGUGUCGCAGUGGGUUGCUGAUUCGAAUGAAUACACCCGGUGGUUGAAUGCUUCGUACGAUCCGUUUGCUGACCGCUGGGGGCUUGGUAAGGCUAACCUCGCGGCUGCUUAAUUGCAGCGUUGAAGGCUUUAUGCUUCAAAUGGGCAAUGUACGAGUUUGGUGCGGUUGUUGUACGAAGUGCAUAUAUGAGCAUUUGGGCUUACGAACUUCUUCUCUACGAAGUACUAUGUUGUUUAUCGUCAUAAGCAAUGUAUGAUUCCGUAUAUGUAGCCAAAACAAUAAAGGCAUCAUCAGCCAGUGUCAUUCUUUCCACAACGAUCUACGACCAAGAAGUUGUGUUCACGUUUCCUAUUUCCCUGGAUUACACAUCAAAAGACUUGAGUAAGUCUGCAUAUUCGCAGUCGUGCCUGAAUUGUCAGCACUCAACAGUGUUCAAGUCUAGUUCUCUGUAUUUACUUCACUCUU